Miscanthus lutarioriparius is the source of this 633-nucleotide messenger RNA. The record is from the annotation of a GenBank genome assembly. Lineage: Eukaryota; Viridiplantae; Streptophyta; Magnoliopsida; Poales; Poaceae.
AUGUCGGCGGGCCUGGUGACCGACGAGGCCACCGUGGGGCGGCUCUACCGGAUCCGCUGCACGGUGAUGCAGAUGCUGCGUGACCGUGGCUACCUGGUGGUGGAGCACGAGCUCGCCACCAGCCGCCGCGACUUCCUCCGCAAGUUCGGCGAGUCCUUCCACCGCGAGGACCUCCAAAUCAACAAGUCCAAGAAGAACGACCCCUCCGACCAGAUAUAUGUUUUCUUCCCCAAUGAUGACAAGGUAGGGAUGAAGCACAUCAAGAAGUACGUUGAAAUGAUGACGCAUGAGAAUGUCUCCAGAGCUGUGGUGGUUCUUCAGCAGAACCUAACUCCAUUUGCAAAGUCGUUUCUCCUAGAAUUGGAGCCAAAGAUCCAUUUGGAAGUUUUCCAGGAGGCCGAGUUGCUUAUAAACAUCAAGGAGCAUGUUCUUGUUCCUGAGCAUCAGGUGCUCACAAAUGAGGAGAAAAAGACGCUAUUGGAGCGGUACACCUUAAAGGAAACUCAGCUUCCAAGAAUACAGAUUUCGGAUCCUAUUGCUAGGUACUAUGGCCUCAGACGAGGUCAGGUCGUGAAGAUCAUCAGACCCAGCGAGACAGCUGGCAGAUACGUUACAUACCGCUAUGUUGUAUGA